Molecule: messenger RNA, 927 nt
Organism: Pocillopora damicornis (cauliflower coral)
Lineage: Eukaryota; Metazoa; Cnidaria; Anthozoa; Scleractinia; Pocilloporidae
Product: AN1-type zinc finger protein 1
Cellular component (GO): cytoplasm
Molecular function (GO): zinc ion binding
Source: RefSeq, a predicted model, not a curated record
CGAAUCUAUUUCAACAUGGCGGAUUUUUAGUGAAACUUGGAGAUUUGCAAACUCUUACAAAUUUAGUCUGUUUAAAAUGGCAGAAUUCCCUGACUUUGGAAAGCAGUGUGAUGUCGAGAUUUGUAAGCAACUUGAUUUUCUUCCAUUUAUUUGUAAUGGAUGCUCUGGUACCUUUUGUUUAGAACAUCGCUCAAAGUCAUCACACAACUGCACUGUUGAUGAUCAAAAAUUUAAGGGAGAUCCAUCAAAGACUUCAGUUUCAAAUGGUUUCUUAGAGUGUUCACUGAAUGAGUGCAACAGUAGAGAGUUGGUUCCAGUGUUAUGUGAACAUUGUCACAAAAACUACUGCCUCAGGCAUAGGCAUCAGGUUGAUCACCAGUGCCCAGGUCUCCCUCAGAAACAACCCAGAGUGACUCCUGAACAAAGAAUACAACAAAUCAUUGGAAAAGAUCUUUGCAAAGAAAAGAAAGGUCGUGGGGGUGUGAGAAAUGAAAGCCGCGCAGCUAAAGUUGCUCUGAUGAAGAUGAAGAUGAAAGCUACUGGAGAUGGUUCAAUUCCUCAGGUUUGUCAGGAGGAACGAAUCUAUCUCAGAGUUCUCAUGCCUCUUGGUAAUAAAGAACGAGAAUAUCCAAUGUACUUCUCCAAGUACUGGACGGUGGGAAAAGUCAUCGACAAAAUUGCGGUCACUGCAAGACUGAAAAAUGAUAAUAACAAGGCAGUAGCAAAGAAGCUACGACUGUUUCACGGAAGUUCUGGAGACGUUCUAGACUUACAAAAUCCUUUGGAACAUUUUCAGACGCAAGAUGAUUGCCCAGUGUUGAGUGGAAGCACAGUUGUUUUAGAAUAUGUGGAUGAACAAUGCGCUCAACUUCUUACAAAUCGAGACAAAUAUCCCACGUGAACGUAAUAAACUUGUAAAACUUUCAA